Messenger RNA from Sclerotinia trifoliorum, 1967 nucleotides. Lineage: Eukaryota; Fungi; Ascomycota; Leotiomycetes; Helotiales; Sclerotiniaceae. The record is from the annotation of a GenBank genome assembly.
GGCCGCAUAAUCCGCAUCUUCAAGUUACGAAACCAUUCUAACCAGACCAUUGAAAGCUCCAAACGCAAUAUUACACAACAAUGCUACCACGAUAGUUAAAAUGGCAAAAGCCAAAUCGCACAGCAAUCGCAGAAAUGGCGAAACUGCAAGUCAUAAUCCCGAAGAAGACAUCGGACUUCUCGCAGAGGAAGCAGGAAGUGAAGAUGAGGAUAUCAUAGUUCAUUCUGGACCAGGAGAACAAGGACAGAGUCAGGGACAUACACCUCGAACGCCUAACCGUGUACGAUUUGAUUUACCUGCUUCACAAAAUGGGGAGUUGGAUACGCAUAAUAGAAAUGGAUCGCAAGGAUAUGAUGAGGAAUUACAUGCGCAUCCCUCAUCUGGAACCGGAUCUUUCACACCACUCCUCACAGGCAUUGAAGCGCCCUCCGUAACCGUCGCACCUAGUCCCUGGACCGACGACGAAGAUGUACAUACAUGGGCUGAACGUGAGCGAUCGCGUCCGAAAUCCAAUCUGCGGAAUGCAUUUAUGAAUAUGGCGAAUAGUAUAAUUGGAGCGGGUAUCAUUGGGCAACCUUACGCAUUUCGUCAAGCGGGUCUCUUGACUGGAGUUAUUCUUUUAAUUGCUCUUACAAUAACGGUGGAUUGGACUAUUCGACUUAUUGUCAUCAAUUCAAAAUUAAGUGGACGGGAUAGUUUUCAGGGGACGGUGGAGUUUUGUUUUGGGAAGACGGGCUUGAUUGCUAUUAGUGUUGCGCAAUGGGCUUUUGCGUUUGGAGGAAUGAUAGCUUUUUGUAUUAUUGUAGGGGAUACGAUACCACAUGUUUUGAGUGCGGUCUUUCCAGGAUUGAGAGAUGUACCGGUUCUGGGGUUAUUGGCGAGUAGAAGGGCUGUUAUUGUAGUUUUUGUGUUGGGUGUAAGUUAUCCUUUGAGUCUGUAUAGGGAUAUUGCCAAGGUACGUUUUCUGAGCACAUGCUCUAGAGGUUAUGCUUACUCGAAAUAGCUGGCGAAAGCGAGCACUUUAGCGUUGAUCAGUAUGAUGGUCAUUUUGUUCACAGUAGUAACACAAGGGUUCAUGGUACCCAAAGAAGACCGAGGGGGAUUCACCACACCACUCCUCACCAUAAACGACGGCAUAUUCCAAGCCAUUGGCGUAAUCUCCUUCGGUUAGUCCGCACCCCCUUGCCAAUCUUCACCCAAGCCAACUAACCCCUUCUCUCCACACAGCCUUCGUCUGCCACCACAACUCCCUCCUAAUCUACGGCUCCCUCCAAACCCCCACCAUCGACCGUUUCUCCACGGUCACACACUACAGUACCUUCAUUUCUAUGGUCGCCUGUCUUCUCAUGGCCCUUUCGGGUUUCCUAACAUUCGGCUCCAAGACCCUCGGCAACGUCCUCAAUAAUUUCCCCUCCACAAACCCCCUCGUCAACCUCGCCCGUCUCUGCUUCGGCCUCAACAUGCUCACCACCCUCCCCCUCGAAGCCUUCGUCUGCCGCGAAGUAAUGCUCAACUACUGGUUCCCCGGAGAACCCUUCAACAUGCAUCUCCAUCUCAUAUUCACCUCCUCACUAGUCGUCAGCGCCAUGAUGCUAAGUCUAGCCACGUGUGAUCUCGGUGCCGUUUUCGAGUUAAUCGGCGCAACGAGUGCCUGUGCCUUGGCAUAUAUCUUACCACCAUUAUGUUAUAUUAAACUCACGACUAGAACGUGGAGAACGUGGAUGGCAGGCGCCUGUGUAGCGUUUGGGGGAGCAGUUAUGAUUAUUAGUCUUUUCCAGGCGUCGAAGAAGAUGAUUAGCAAUGAAGGCGGGGUUACUCGAUGUGAUUGGUAGGAUAGAUAUCUAGAUGUGUCUUUAAGAUACUAGAUGAUUAUACUGUAGAAUAUGGAAGAUCUUAUAAUAUCAUCCUUACAAUCCUUUCCCAAACAUUUCCUUUCUUUUAAGCUGCUCUCCUGCAACCUGAUUUCA